Molecule: messenger RNA, 8851 nt
Organism: Paramuricea clavata
Lineage: Eukaryota; Metazoa; Cnidaria; Anthozoa; Malacalcyonacea; Plexauridae
Source: the annotation of a GenBank genome assembly
UUAAAGAUGUGUACUCAAUGUGUGUUGCCUAUCCUGAACCCCUGGUGGAAAGAUUGUAUACGGAAGUUAAGAAUUUACUCACAUCACAUGUGAAUAAAAUUUAUGCAGUAAGUGUCCUCCUCAAGUCUCAUAAAUCAAUCCAGUCAAACAACCAGUUUCACAGUCAGUGCUAGCUGGUGACGUCUAAAUUAGCAACAAGUUUUUCUUCUUGAUCCAUCUAUGCAUGAUGAGUUUAUUAAAAAGAUGCUGUGUUGACAUAAAAGAUCACGUUAAAUUCCGAUAGCCAUGAAUUUCUGGUGGCCAUGAAUUUCUGGUGGCCAUGAAUUUCUGGUGGCCAUGAAUUUCUGGUGGCCAUGAAUUUCUGGUAGCCAUGAAGUUCUGGUAGCCAUGAAUUUCUGGUAGCCAUGAAUUUCUGGUAGCCAUGACGUUCUGGUAGCCAUGAAUUUCUGGUAGCCAUGAAUUUCUGGUAGCCAUGAGUUUCUGGUGGCCAUGAAUUUCUGGUAGCCAUGAAGUUCUGGUAGCCAUGAAUUUCUGGUAGCCAUGAAUUUCUGGUAGCCAUGAAGUUCUGGUAGCCAUGAAUUUCUGGUAGCCAUGAAUUUCUGGUAGCCAUGAAGUUCUGGUAGCCAUGAAUUUCUGGUAGCCAUGAAUUUCUGGUAGCCAUGAAUUUCUGGUAGCCAUGAAUUUCUGGUAGCCAUGAAGUUCUGGUAGCCAUGAAUUUCUGGUAGCCAUGAAUUUCUGGUAGCCAUGAAUUUCUGGUAGCCAUGAAUUUCUGGUAGCCAUGAAGUUCUGGUAGCCAUGAAUUUCUGGUAGCCAUGAAGUUCUGGUAGCCAUGAAUUUCUGGUAGCCAUGAAUUUCUGGUAGCCAUGAAUUUCUGGUAGCCAUGAAGUUCUGGUAGCCAUGAAGUUCUGGUAGCCAUGAAGUUCUGGUAGCCAUGAAUUGCUGGUAGCCAUGAAUUUCUGGUAGCUAUGAAGUUCUGGUAGCCAUGAAUUUCUGGUAGCCAUGAAGUUCUGGUAGCCAUGAAUUUCUGUUAGCCAUGAAUUUCUGGUAGCCAUGAAUUUCUGGUAGCCAUGAAUUUCUGGUAGCCAUGAAGUUCUGGUGGCCAUGAAUUUCUGGUAGCCAUGAAUUUCUGAUAGGAAUCGUAACUGUUUGAUCAAAAUCAAUGCCCAGCAUAAUGAAUAUAAAAUGGACGAAGCGUUAGUUUCUUAAUUAGUAAAUAUUUUAAAAUUUAAUUUUGUGAUGACUUCAUUUAAGCUGGGCAGAUUUUCAUUAUACGGAUUGUUGAAAAGACUUUUGAAAUUUUUUUUAUUUUUAAAGAUUUUUUAUAUUUAAAAAUUUGAGACUGUUGACAGUUGUUGCAUGCCUUUUCUAUUGUACUGCCCAUUUUGCUGCAGGUUUUGUACAUGGUGGAAGGUAUUUUCUGCAUAAUCAUUUCAUGUUCAGCUUAUCAGAGCCUGAAAUAAAUCGACAUCAUUGCAACCUACCAUAUUACUACAGUAGCUAGUGUUUGAAUAUUUUCUAGCGAACUCCACAACUCAAAAAUCUGGGAAUCUAAAGUAAAUGGUAUAGCAUAUUAUUACAGUAGGUUUUUUUAAGCGGGUGCUGGACACCUCUAGGGUUGGGGGGGGGGCUGCUGCUAGACCACACAUAGCUCCUAUAGGAGGGUUGAUGGACCGCAUAUCAAGUCAUGAUUUGGUGGUACGUCAUGGGUUGCUGGGUCUCUGGGGUUUUUCUAGCUCGCUGGGAGUUCUGCAUGGCAACACGAGAAUUUGUUUCAAUUGAAACUAUAAUAACUAUUAAUAAACGAAGUAAAGGUUGCUCUAUCCCUGGAAAGAUGUUGCACUGCAGAAGAAAGAUAAAUGGUUGGCAGUUUCGCAAAAGGAACAUGCAAAGAGUUUAUCCUUGCCAGUUUAUUUUCAGCAGUCUAGGCGUUGAUGGUAAACACCAUUUUGUUUCGAUUUUUGAAACGUACCAACUUGUACAUGGUAGCAGCACUUGGUGGUGCAUCAACCAGUAAGACCCAUGAAGCCACAACAAUUGUGUAACUGAAGAACCUAUUUUACACAAUUUGGAGACGAAAACUGGAGCAAACUUGAUACAGAAGGCGCUACGUCCAAAGGACGUUUUCAGUUUUACAUACAUCCGAAGCAAAAACCGAGUUGAGCUCUCGCGAUUGAUGAGUGUCAUGAGUGGUUUAGGACGGUGCAUGGUUGACUACAAGAGUGCGUCGUCAGCCGCAUUCAUGAAAUGCCUGCACCAAUGCUACGAUGGAUCGCAUUGGUAACGAGAAUAAAGGAAACACGAACAAAAGAACGGGUGUUCAUUCGGCAGCUUUGGCUCUAUUAUGCUUUACUCAACCAAACGCAUUUUUAUGUUUAGUGAUGCCAAAACUGGUGAACAACAGUAAUGGGCUGUUAAUAGAGAGAUUUCUUGUACAGUAUGUUUUUCAUCAGCCUAAAGUGCUCCUAUACAAUUAUACAUGAACUAUCGAAGCCAGCAAAAACCUGAGAGAAACCAACCCAUCUUCUCUCGAAACGAAAAGCUAUAUGAACGAAUACACGUGAAACAUAACAACAGCGACAAUGUACCAUACUCCUUAGAAGAAGAAACUCUUGAUAUCUACGUUCGUCACUGUCAGAAUAACCUAUCCCCUUAAGAUGGUACUGAUGGUAACACGAAAAAAGGUAAAAAUAUCAUUCGGUAUUCUUCAACAUACUUGAGCAAGCUCUGGGCCAAAGAGUACAUACAAGAUGUCUCAACAAAGUUCUCUGCGCAAACCUUGACAGCAGCUAUAUAGCUCUGGUUUGAUACUCGAUCUGAGUAACAAAGAGCAAUAUUUAAACAGGUAAACAAUUUUCCCCUCAAUAUUAUUUUCCCAAAACUCAAAAGUAGAGCAAAUUAAUGUGAUUUGAUGUACAGUACACUACGUAACAGGAACAAGUACUGUGGUUCCCGGGUCCUGUUGACAACAUUCUCAACCAUACUUUUGUUAUAUGUAUAAACAUUUUGUAUUCUUAGUUGGUUGUAAAGAAAAUAAAUAAAUAAAAAAUUACUAAUUUUCCCCAUAUAUAUCUUUUUAGGGCGCUAAAAUUAGAGAGGUAGAGACAAGAUCCCCGAAGAGAUCCAGGAAGCAAUUGUAUUGCAACCUGGACCAUUUGUAACUGCUAAGUUGGUUUAUCGCAAGUUCAGUUCACGAAUUAGACCGGACACCGAGGCAGUGAAGAAUGAAAUGAGGUACUGGAAAAAUUGGACUGGGCAACAUGGCACAAGGAAACAUCAGAGACCCAAAGAUCCAGAAACCAAGAGGCCAGAUCGCCUAGAAGUCCAAAAACGUAUAAAACCUAUUCACGACAUUAAUACAUAAAAAUAUUACUAUUACUUUGUUGAUUAUGAGAAUUAUUCAUGACGUCACCCAUGACUUGAUGUAAGACCCAUCAACCACGAGGAGAAGUGCGAACCCCCCUGCACCCCCGGCAUAUCAGCCUAUGUUUGUAAUGUAAUUAUAGUAUGAUAAUUACAGAUGAUAAUUACAGUAUCGAUAUUUAUAACUGUAGUUGUGUGUAUAUUGGUAAAUUUACAGUUACAAUUUUGAAAAGUCUUCCUUCACAUAAACGCUUGAAAGCCUUGAAAUGUUAGUCAUUGUAGUUCAUGCCUGUAGAUUGUAUUUUUGAAGGCAGCCAAUUCUUGAAUGACAGCAGGCAUGGGCGUCUGGAGGCCACCAAGCGAACCAAAAUAAGAACUAUUGGACGGGAAUGGAUCCUGAAAUCAAACUUAUUUACUCCAGGUUUAGGUGAUAGCGAGCUACGCUCCCUCCACAUGCGUAGUUUUGGAGUUGAUCUGUAGGAUAAUCUUAGAUAUAACUGGUUAAUUGAGACUACCUUUCACUCUCUACAAAAUUCGCAUAUUGCUUAUGAUAAAUUCCAUGUUAAAUCAUGUUGCCCUUCUUAAGCCCCCGCUCCCCAACUCAAUGUUGAGCUUGUCUCAUGGUAAUUUACCAAAAGUUGUUUCGGUACUGUUUGCAACAUUGAACUGAAGGAGAGGGAGUGUCGAAGUUUGUUUUGUCAAUGUGCAUUAACUUUGUAAUAUUGGCAGGAAUGGAAUUUAACAUCAACACAUUUUCCUUUUAGGAAGUCUCUUCAGCCUCAUAUUAUCUUCAACCGUAUCACAGUCAUUGGUCACAGUACAACAAUGGAUGUCGCUUCUUGAAUUUAUUAUUUCGGUAAUUAACACCUAAUGUGAUUUCAUUGUGUUUGUUGAAUAAUUCAAUUAAACAAAUGCGAGAGCAGGGAUUAAUGCAAGCACUAAUCUACUAACAGUGUACGGUGUAAAAAAUCAAUCUCCAAUUAAGUUUUGAAACAAAAUUUUUCUCCGUAAAUAUAUUUUCACAAUAUAUUUUUAAGAAAUUGUGUCAAAUGUGAAUAAUUAACUGUAAAAAGAAGAAGGUACUUGAUCGUUGUAUAUUCAUACGAAUUUUAUGAUGGGUGGUGGAGUUUUAAAGUGGAGUAGUGUUCUCAAUGCUCUGAAAAAAUGGUAGUACCGUAGUAGACUAAAAACGCUUGUUUUUAACGUUGGAGAGCAUAGUAAUCAAAUAGCCAACUGAUUCUUUUGUUUCUAUUGUUAUACAUUAUACAUAUUAUAGUGACGUUGGCACUUCAUCUUUGUCAUUCUCAUAUAUCAUUGGAAAGGUUUUAAAAAAUGGGAUCUAAAAUAUUGUUCGACGCUAUAAAAUUGGAAACCAUACUAAACGAUUCGUAACUGAUUUAUUAACCAAUUCGGAGUCUCGAAUUGCAUCCAAAAAUCACGUGUUCUGAGUCUCGACUGCGCAUCCGAAGAACGCAUCAUUUUUGGAUGCUCAGUCGAGACCCUGAAUUGGCAUUAGUUACAGUAUUGUAUUUGACGAUAUACCCACACAGAUAUGCCCAUAAUGCAAAACUUGAAUCUCGUGUAGAAGUUAGAAAAGGCCACUGCGCUCAAAUUUAUUCUGUUUUUCUUCUUAGCCAUCUGAAUCAACAUAUUAAGAAAGAAAAACAAGAUGGUGGAGAAGUAUCACCGUAUGUUCUUGCAGUGUCAGAGGUUGAAAAUAUGCUGGAAGUUGGUGAGGUACAGUGUAUUUGAAAAUAAUAUAUACAGUUAUACACACUGCUCAUAUUCAGCAAAUGUUCUCCCAGUACCACAGGCUCGCAUUUUCCAGCGGACUAGCUGUGAAAUCGAAUUUUCCAGCGGACUAGCUUGCACAGAAAUGGCCAUUUUGUGUAAGAUUUCCGCUGACAAUGCGAGCCCGCACGAGUGAUAGAAAAUUCGUUAAAUUUGACCAACGCGGUAAUUGUUUGAAACUGUUUGGUUUAAUCUGAGAUUAGUAAUAAUACAUACAUAAAGGUACUGUACGGUGUACAUGCAUGUAGAUUUUAUUUUGGGGGCUAAUUGAGGUCGCCAAUCCUUGAAUGACAGUAGGCAGGGGAUAUAGGACCCAGCAAGCGAAUCAAAACUAGUUGCCUGAGGACGAGAGUGCAUCGUGAAAUCAAAUUCCAUCUGGUGUACAACUCAGGCAGAUCUUUCCUCUUUUAAAUUUGACUCAAUAGCUAUUUUAGCCUUAGUUUCAGACCACCUUUGGAGUUAUCAGCAGGUGACUACAGGUUUAGUUGAUAUCUCAACAUGGCAUGGUUUUGGAGUUGACUUGCAAUUCCAGAAUUUUUAAUUCAAUGAAUUACGUGCAUGUGCAUAUACAGUAAUGUACAUGAAAAAGUUACUCGACUUCGCUAAGAGAAGUGCAAUUUAUGGGGCCCCGGUGGCGAAGUGGUUAGCGCACUUGCCUUUCACCGCUAAGGUCACAAGUUCAAAUCUCAGGCUAUGUUUACAUUGUAUCGGAUCGGUUUUUGCUUCGUUCACGAAACGUCACGGCCCAAGUGUAAACAGCUUCCGCCCUCGCCCAUCUAAAUACAAAAAUAUUAUAAGUGAGCAGGCUAUAUACCCGCAAAUAAGAUUAGAAUAGCAAGUCUUUGUUUCCCAGAUGCCAUCUUGAGUCACGUAUUGAACCGAAAAUUGCUCCGAUUUGUGUUUACAUUACAAUGAGAGCGUUGCAAAAAGCGAUCCGAUACAUCGCGCACCACUUCGAAGAGCGAACCGCCGCACCACCGGUCCGUUGCAGAAAUUCAUAUGUAAACAGAAGCCCUAUCCGGUAUGGUUUUUGCGUCGGACGCAAAGUGAUCCGAUACAAUGUAAACAUAGCCUCAGUGAGAACUUUCCAAAUGUGACUCGAAGCCAGUCCUCAUGUGAACAGAGUAAAAGUCAACGUUCUGCCGAAAGUCGUGGGUUUUCUCCGGGUACUCUGGUUUUCUCCCACAGGGAAAGUUGACAGGGUGGGUUAGGUAAAAAGGGCUCACCGUAAUUGGCAUAUGCUGUUGUGGUGGCCCUGCCCUAGUUGGCAAAAGCUAAAUAAAUACAUUUUAACGAAAUGCAGUGCAAGAAAAGAAAUACGUAGCGAGAAGCAAAACAAAGGACAUUUUCAUUUCACUUCCUUAGACUUGUGAUUCGGACUACUGAGUGAGACUAGUUAAAAACUUGUAUUUAGUUGUUGUGCCAUUCAAAUGAGUGAGUAAAAUGAUCCAUUUCUCAUGCGGUUCAACAUUAGGAUGUUUCAACAUUAGGAUGGCUUCCUAUUCAGUAUUGACGACAUAGUACGUACUAGGAAGCUGUAUAUGUUACACAAAAUUAGUCUUGGACAUUGUGCAAACUAUGUUGUGUCAUAUAUUAGGUAUCUCAUGGACACCCAUAAAUAUAAUACACGUUCGACAACAAGAAGCCUAGUUUCAUUGCCUUCCUAUAAAAAGACAUCAGGAUGUAGAACUUUUCAAGUGAGUUCUAUUCGUCUGUGGAACAACAUUGAAUUGAAUGUGAGAAAUAUCUCAUUGUACAUUGUACUACGUGAUCUGCUUGCACAGAAUAGGGAUUUAGAACAUUUUAAACUUUCAAGAAAUUACUAACUUAGUGUUAUUUUAAUGGGUUUAAUCUAAUUAUUAAUAUUAAUUUAAUAAUGUUACUAAUAUUAUAUACAGUAUAUAGAUACUGAGGGUCAUUAUGUAAACUACUAGUUUGUUUGUUUGUUUGUUUGUUUGUUUGUUUGUUUGUUUGUUUGUUUGUUUGUUUGUUUGUUUGUUUGUUUGUUUGUUUGUUUGUUUGUUUGUUUGUUUGUUUGUUUGUUUGUUUGUUUGUUUGUUUGGUUUGUUUGUUUGUUUGUUUGUUUGUUUGGUUGGUUGGUUUGUUUGGUUUGUUUGUUUGUUUGUUUGGUUUGUUUGUUUGGUUGGUUGGUUUGUUUGGUUUGUUUGUUUGUUUGUUUGUUUGUUUGUUUGUUUGUUUGUUUGUUUGUUUGUUUGUUUGUUUGUUUGUUUGUUUGUUUGCUUCUUUGUUUUUUGUAUGGUUUCUCGUCCAGUUUGGAGAAACAAACACUUGUUUCAGAAACUUCAAUUGCACUUGUCCUUCGGACUCACGCAAUUUUGAUCAUCUUUGAAAAAUUCACUCGUCUAUGUUCUUUCCAAAUUGCACUCGAGACCAUACUAUUAUUACCUUUACAAUCUUAUAUUUGGUCAACUUUUUGCCCUGUUUUAAAACGAAGAUUUAUUUGCAGCUAGCAUUAGAAAUUUGGAAGGAAGUUAUAAUAGAACCUAUAAAAGAAAAGUUGGUUGCAGAGCUCUUGGUUGAAAUAAAAAGGUUUGUAAAGAUUAGUGAGUACUACAAUAACCUUAUUAUAACGAUGCACUUUACUAACGUGACUUGAAUAAACGAUUGAAAAAAAUCAAAAUCUUUUAAACGAACGAUAAAUUAACGAUAACACAAAUCAGUCUUAUUUAUAUUAACAGGAAAUUUUCAAAUUCGCAUUAACACAUGCAGCUCGUCGUUAAUUUCUCAUAAAGUGGGUCGACCCUAUUAUAUCCAGAUGGAAUAAAUUAAGAAAACAAAAACUCAAUUAUCUCAAUUCUAUGUAGGGAUCGCGAUGGUGAAAACACCCAGCACAACGUAAUUCAUGGAGCCAUUGAAUCAUUUGGUAAGUUUAUAUGAUAUUAACUUUAGUGGGCGUUAUGGCGUAUUUUUGUGUGCUAGAGUAAACAAAUUAUUGACCACAAAUCAGCGUGUGUUCACCGGUCUAAUUAUUAUAUUGGCAAUCAUUCAGUUCUAUUGGCAUUUUUGUCAUGAGGGUCUAAGCUCAAGCACCACCGCGCAACCGGUUAUUUCCGACCGGAGCUCCGAUUUUUUUGGAGUUCCGGUUCCGGCCGGAACUAAUAAAAAACAUGGCCGGGAGGACCAGAACUUUGUCGUUCUCAGAGAGAUAGAAUAUCAAGUUUAUUUAUUGAAUAGCAUAGGAAGAAAUUUGGACUACACAAGAAAAUGUACACUAUUAACACUUCAUUAUGACGUUUAACGUUAGUCAAUCUUUUUAUUCUAACAUUUGCGAGCUCUCUCCUUGAUGACACAAAGUGUCUGGCAGCAGACACAGUAACAUAUGACCACAUAUCGCUUAAUGAAUCGGUUCCGGCCGGAACUUUUUUCCAGUUCCGGCCAGAUCUGGUUCCGGCCGGAACUUUAAAAAUUGGUUCCGGUGCAUCCCUAUCACCAGAGCGCAAUAUAAUUUUGAAAACCUGGUCUGACAAUACGUCACACCAACCCAGAUCAGACACGCUCGGACACUAAUUAUGUACAGAACUCGAGAGACAAAUGUUUUACAGUAAUUGUCGUAUUAAAUUCAACUCAGCCAGGACCAGUAAAUUUGGACUAGCCAUCCUCGCUGCUUGUUGUUUAUUACUUUCAUCUUUGUCUAUUUACAGUUAUUGUUCAGGAAUACUACAGUCGAGGAAAGCUGCAA